Messenger RNA from Trichoderma gamsii, 615 nucleotides. RefSeq lists its product as hypothetical. The transcript has a single exon. Bases 1 to 615 code for a protein of 204 amino acids. The record is from RefSeq and is a predicted model, not a curated record. NCBI's taxonomy places the organism in Eukaryota, Fungi, Ascomycota, Sordariomycetes, Hypocreales, Hypocreaceae.
AUGGAGGGUGGCGCCAUGUCAGCAAUGUACACACAAGUAGACGGUACGGGCAAUCACAUCAAAGUCCUAGACGCGCAAUCGACACUCGUCGAAUGGGCUUUGGCAGCGAUUUCUGCUACCGUCCGGUCUCAUCCAUGCAAUCCAUGCAGCCUCUUUACGGCGUCGCUGGCUCAUGUAUCUGCUACAACGCCAAGGAUGGGAGCGCCAGGCGCCAGUCCACCACUCGCUCACCCAAAAAAGGGGUCGAGACAGAAGCUCCUUCGCGGCGCAGACUCAACAAGAAGCCCAGCCACGAAAAGCGUCUGUCCCGGGUCGACGCGAUUCUGCGCACACGCCGCCCAGCGAUUCCCAUUGGCCGCGCACCAGCAGGGCUCAUCAAGGCAUCGAAGCCGUAGCGGCGGCUGCCUCGAGUCUAACGUCGACAGACGCCCCUCCGGCCCUCCAUCUUGUGCGCCAUGCAGGAAGCCCAGAGGCCUGCGAGCCACAGGAAGCUUCGUCUACGGCCACUUUGGGCCGGCGCUGCAGCCUGCCGCGGCGUGCGGUGUGCUGGCACUGGCACUGGCACGGAGGAAACGAAUCGAAGGCGGGCGAUCUCGCAUUCACUCGAGUGUGUGA